Perkinsus marinus ATCC 50983 is the source of this 2718-nucleotide messenger RNA. RefSeq lists its product as hypothetical. The record is from RefSeq and is a predicted model, not a curated record. Lineage: Eukaryota; Perkinsozoa; Perkinsida; Perkinsidae. The transcript has 23 exons. Bases 1 to 2718 code for a protein of 905 amino acids.
AUGCUGAAGCAACUCUAUGAGGCAUCUAUACAACAUAUUAAAAGGCAUCCGGCGGCCCCAGUGGAGGCCCUAGCGACACACCACCGUAAUGUAGCUCUGGGCUUCCUGCAGCAAUUCUCGACCUUCGGGGUGGAGGUGUGCGGAUGUAGGGCUCCGAGCAGUCGAGCCCAUAUGAGGCGCGCUGUAUGGCAACGGACGGAGUGUGUGAAUCUACCGGAUUUCGUCAAAGCUGAGACAGCUCGAGAUCCCAAGUUCCUCAACUACCUGGCGGCCCUGGCAGCCAUGGAGUGUCCAGUGGUGAUCCCUAGCAAGAGCCUGGUGAAGGUGGCGGCUCAAGAGUCGGCCCCUCGGAAGAUCAUAUAUGCUAGUAAGAGGCUCAGACGGUGGAUCGACUUGACGGAAGUCCAUACGUGUCGACAGUGCAGCAAGAAGGACCGCUGCUCCCUCUUCAAGGUACUACCCCCUGAGGAGGAGGGGGACGGUGAGAAGGCUACGGUGGGAGAUGUGGCUAAGGUGCUCUUCGGCCUUGCUCAAGUGUGCCGAAUUCAUAUACAGCGGCCAGACGUGUACCCUAUAUACCAUUUGAGUGGGUCCACCUUUGAGGCGGCAUCUUACGUAUUGGAGAGGAUGUCAAUGUACUUACGUGAAACCUCUGACAUGCGGGACAUCCCUCUGGCUGAUAGGAAGACCGCGGGGGAGUUGAUGAAGCAACUGGCGAAGGAGAAGUUCCAGAAGAAGGAAUUGGAGGAAGAAGCCAAGAAGUACAACAUGCCUCAGUGGAUGGUCGCGAUGUUGAACCCUUCGAGUGAGCACUUCCCGAAAAAACUCAGCCGAAAGCAGAAAGUCAUAUACAAUCAAAUGAAGGCAGGGGAGGAGGGAGAGGCGGACGAGUGGGUUGAGGAGGAGAGGGUUGAGGGAAUGAUGAAACCGACAGUAGUGUUGGAAGAUGAUAAUGUGGAGCAGCCCUCUGGGGCGCCUACUGGGCAUGGCAGUGCAGAAACUACUCGACUAUCGGACGGGUCACUAAUACAGCUGGACUCCUUGGAUGAUAUACCGGUCACUCGGAGGUUCGAACAUAAGUUGCGGGAUGAAGACCAUGAGAGAAUACAGUUCGUGAAUAGGCAGUACAUGAAGUACCAGAAGGCGGCCCAGUUGGAGUCGGAUAAAAGGAAAGAGAACAAGGUCAACUUGGACGAUCUCCCCAAGCAGCCCAUGCAUGAGCGAGGGGUUCAGAGUGGGGGUUAUGUCGAUGUGGCCCCGGAGGAUAUCGAGAGGAUCGGCAAUGGGGAGGCUAUACGGGAGCAACGGGACUUGGCCACUCUACUAUGUUCAUAUCAUGAUGACCAGGAGUUGGGGGAGGGGAGGCGGGCAGAGGUGUUGAGGGAGAUGCAGAGGAUAGUUAGGGUGGAUCCGGUGGCGUCCCAAGGGGUGGUGUUCUAUAAGAACCCGACGGCCCUGUCCAAGCCGGGAGAGUUCCUCGACCUCUACCCCAACUUCGCUAAGCACCUCUGGUCAGAGUCAGAUCGAUUCAAAGAGGAUAAGAUGCUAUCGUUCCUUAAACGAGUGCCACUGGAUGCAAUGUCCGCAGCAGGACGGGGGCAAAUUAGUGGUGCGCGACAGAGUCCCUCGAAGAUCCCCAGGGAGAACCUCCUGGACAAAGAGGAUGGGGUGGAAGUGGCGGCCCCGGACCGACGGCAGCUACUGAGUGCGGAGGAGGAGGAUGUGUUGGUGGAGGCUAAGCUGGCCUUGGAGAGUAUAGGGGAAGAGGAUGCUUUCGAUCGAGGGCCGGGCAUGCGAGAUGCAGUCCUGCAAAUGGCGUUGGAGGAGAAGCAGGAGGAGAUGGGUCGACCGGCGGGAGGUGGCAGGAGGGCAGAUAGGCGGAGGGCUCGGGAAGAGGAGGAGGGGAGGAGUAGGAGGGGCCGUGAUGGAGAGGACUUCAGAUUCGAUCAGUGGACCAAGCUUAGAUCGAAGGAAUCGUUGAAGUUAGUGGAGCCAGAUAUCGACAUAGGGACCUACCGGACCUCCCCUCUAGCUGCUCCCAACUCCUCCAUGCCGGACCCUGGGGCGACGAGUGCCAUCGAGGAUGCGGUACAUGCUACCGAGGCCAGGCCUGACUGGUCGCCGGUAUUGGACACGUCCUCGAGCCAGGCGAAGAUGGAGGCGGCGAAGGCGGAGAUGUCGGGUAUACGAGAUGAAGGAGAUCAUAUAGCGACCAAGAAACUACGAUUCCCCAAGUUGGCCUCCCUUAAUCCCCAUCAUGAGCCGUAUUAUAGCAGAGAUAAACCAACGGAAACUGUACAGCAGAAGUCACGACCAUCGGUCGCGGUCAGUCCCCUCAAGUUAGAACGAUCGAGGUUGGGCAACCUCGAUCGUCUUAUGAAGAAGGACCAGCCAGCAGCGCCCUCGGGUGACCAGAAGCCCAGGUUCAAGAUGACAAGGAGGUUGGACUCGACGCCGGGAGGUGACCCUGUCGUACAAGACCUGGCCGACCCGGCUAACUUGAUGGACCGACUCACUACAGAGGAGGUUAAUAGGAGUUCAGCGGCACUCGAAAGGCUGAUGAAGAAGCAUAGGAAGCAAGAUGCGGCCAUCGAGAGGAGCAAGUCAGCUGCUGGACCAGGGCUGGGAGGCUCUGUGGAGCCGAAGGAGCGACGGCGACGGCCUCGAUUUUCCCCGACUGAGCUGUCAGGGACGUGGACUGUAUCGCGUAAGCGCUGA